Messenger RNA from Cylicocyclus nassatus, 417 nucleotides. The record is from the annotation of a GenBank genome assembly. Lineage: Eukaryota; Metazoa; Nematoda; Chromadorea; Rhabditida; Strongylidae.
AUGAGUCAGCACAAAGCAGAAAACCAGCGACCAUUAGACCCCAUAGACAACAUGGAGUAUUAUAUGGAUGACGCAGAAGAGGACGAGGAUGACAUACAAAAAAGUGGUGGCCGUCGUCACAGUCAACAUGGACGACAUGGCGCACCCAUACGCCCUUCGAUGAAAGAUGAAGGUGGUGGUGGUGGUAGCGAUGGCGGAAAUCUAGGCAGUGGACUCUUCACUCAAGGUGAAACGAGAGAUUUCCUUCAUUUUCUACGGCGCAUAAACUAUGAUCACAGGCAAUGCCCAGAGAAUGAAGUUGGAGGUGAGUUCUUUCAGGCCUUGCGAGUCACUUUUGCAGAGAUGCCUACUCGCAAAUUCUUUUUGGAACCCAAGUCUUGCACCGAAAAUUCUUCAAAAGCCACAAUACUUAAGUAA